AUGUAUAAAGACAUUGACAUUAAUGAGAUUGAGAAAUUGAAAAAAGAUCAAGAGAUGAUGUCUUUGAAAAAGGCACCAACAAAUAUCAAAGUAAGAAGAAUUGAAAUCUUUGUGAAUAGGAACGUUUUGGUUAAUCAAAUAAAGACUUUUUGGAAGAUGAAUUUAAACAAAAGACUGUUGGUCUUGUUACUCGUGAGGAAUUUAAGAGAAAGAGAGAGAAUAUUGAUAAUCUUGUGAUGCAGGAUAUGAAAUAAAAAUAGGAGGAAGAAAAUAAAAGAAAAUUGGAACUUAAAUAAAAGCGAAAAGAAGAAUAUUAGAAGAAGACUACAUUACUGUCUUUUGAUUUAGAUAAUGAAGGUAGUCCUUAAAAAAGUUAUGGGAAAAAUGAACAUGUAGAUACAACUUAUUUACCUGAUAUGAAUAGAGAAAGAAAAAUUGAAGAGAUGACUAGAUAAUUGGCAGGUAUGUGUUUAUUGUAUAUGAUUUAGAAUAAUAUUAAAAGGAAGUAGAAUCAUAAAAAGAUUCACUGAUUGAUAUUUAAUUUCAAUAUUGGGAUGCAUCAACUUGUUCUAAGUCUUUAAGAAUUAAAAAGAAGAUGACAAUCUUAGAAUUCUUGGAAAUGGCCAGAAGAGAAAUUAUAAGAGAUUUUGGAUUUGUAUAUGUUUGUUAUUAUGGAAUAUUAGUUAACAGAGUUUAGUCCAGAAGACUUGAUCAUAGUAGCCAAUGGAAUGAUUUUACCUCAUAAACUUAGUUUUUAUGAUCUUAUAGCUCAUAAAGUUAAGAAUAGAUCUGGUACACUAAUCUUUUCAUUUGAUCGAAGAAAGGUAUUAUUCUGAGGCUUAAAUUGGUUUAAAUUAGGUUUAAGCAAAAGGAUAGGAAUAUGAAGUAGAGGUUGAGAAGUCCACCACAUGUAAAAUCAUAGAGAAGUUUAGAUAUGAAAAGAUAAAACAUAUAUAUCCAUGUUCUAAAUGGGAGAAUGUAGAAAUCAACAAAUACUAAUGACAUUUUACAAAAAUUAAGACAAC
Messenger RNA from Paramecium primaurelia, 1025 nucleotides. NCBI's taxonomy places the organism in Eukaryota, Ciliophora, Oligohymenophorea, Peniculida, Parameciidae. The record is from the annotation of a GenBank genome assembly.